This is a messenger RNA of Chroicocephalus ridibundus (black-headed gull), 2885 nucleotides long. RefSeq names its product selectin P ligand (gene SELPLG). The coding region runs from base 97 to 1803 and encodes 568 amino acids. Gene Ontology annotation, cellular component: plasma membrane. The transcript is spliced from 2 exons. Gene Ontology annotation, biological process: leukocyte tethering or rolling. The record is from RefSeq and is a predicted model, not a curated record. Lineage: Eukaryota; Metazoa; Chordata; Aves; Charadriiformes; Laridae.
GCUGCCAUCCUGGGGACAUCAGGGGCCAGAGAAGGGCCCUGGCACUAAGGUUCUGCAAAUGCAUUGAGCCAGGCCCUCCCUCUCCUGCUCCUCCUCAUGUGUGAAGGCUGUUUCCCGGUGUUGGGGUACCUCCAUGGACCUGCCCCCCAUCCCAUCUGGGCCCACAUGGUGCCCGGGGGGGGAGGUGCUGGCAGCCCUGGCACCGUGUUUGCCGUCACUUCUGCUUUCGGGGCGGUGCGAGCCCUGGCACACAGCUCGGCAGAGCCGCCGGGGGAGGCUGAGCGGGCCCCGGGGCUCCCACAGGGCACCCGGCGCAGCGGGGAGGGGCUGGAGGCCACUUUUUGGGGCGCUGGUGGGUGCAGGCAGCCCCCGGCCCUCAGUGGCCCCUCUCCCGGCGUGACGUCCUUCCCCCGCCGGGCUCCCCGAAACCACAGACGCUCUUCCGCGCCCGCCUUCCCUUCCCUGCCCGGGCGGGAGGCGCAGGCGGAGGGCGGCCCGCGACGCCUCUCGGCUUUCGGCGGUUGCCCUGCCCCGCGGCCGCCCUGGAGCCCCCGCACCGGCGCAGCCGGACCCUUGUUGGUGAUGCCUGACCGUGCUGCAGCUCAGGGUCCCGCGGCUUCCCCCGGCAGAGGUCCCAUGGCGCCGGGCUGGGCCGUGCUGGUGAUGCUGGUGCUGAGCACCCUGUGGGCGUGCGGGGCCGUGCCGCCGCCGGAGCUGGGGCAGCCCCACGGCGAGCAGUGGGUCUGGGGGGCGGCCGGGCCGGCGCCGGCUGAGCCCCUGCCGCUCUCCCGCAGGAAGAGGGACGAUGGCGGGCAGAAGCCCGGCUCCACUGGCACGCCAGGGCACGGCCACGCUGCCACCAUGAUGCCCGGCAGCAAGGAAACCGAUUCCCCCGAGCCCGACCUGCUGCUGGGCUCUGCGCCGCCACCAGCGCCUGCCGCCAACGGCAGCCUGCACCGGGCACUGGUGGUGCCAACCACAGCCCGCGUCCUGGACGAGAGCGAUUCCCCCGAGCCCGACCUGCUGCUGGGCUCUGCGCCACCGCCAGCACCCAGCACCUCCGUCAGCCUGCGCCGGGCAUUCCCAGCACCGACCACAGCCGAGCCCCUGGAUGAGACCGAUCCCCCUGACCCGCUGCUGAGCUCCGAGCUGCCGGCAGCGCCCAGCACCGACGCCAUCCUGCACCGGGUGCUCCCGACGCCGACCGCGGCCGAUCCCCUGCACGAAACCGAUUCCCCCAGUCCUGACCUGCUGCUGGGCUCUGCGCCGCCGGCAGAAGCCAGCACACAGGCAGCACCCCAAAAGAGCAUCACCGCCGUCCCCAGCUGGCUCACGUCGCCCAGCGAGGAGGGGACGGUGGCCGGCGGCACGGACAACAGCACCUCUGCCCUCGGUCCCACCACCACAGGAUACAAGAAAGUCAGGAAAGCCGGAGACCCUCCUGCAGUGACUCAUUCAGCCCCUUGGGACACGAAGCCCAGGGGGACCGCGGUGCCCUGGGACCCCAUGAGGGUGAUGAACAAGUGCCUGCUGGCCAUCCUGCUGCUGGCGCUGGUGGCCGCCAUCUUCAUGGUGUGCACGGGGGUGCUGGGUGCCCUGCUCUGGCGGCGGGCGCGGACGGCUCACCACCGCCUCAGCCCCACCGAGAUGGUCUGCAUCUCCUCCCUGCUGCCCGACGGUGACAUGGCCACCAACGGCCCCAAGCCCGCCCCUGUCCGGCGGCAGAAGCUGCUGCUCGACGGUGGCUCCGAGGCCGAUGGUGACAACCUGACUCUCAGCAGCUUUCUGCCAGAGCACUCCUGAGCCGCGGGGACGGGGUCCUGCAUCCCAGAGCAUCGGGAGGGCCGGUGGCAUGGUGGGCAGGGUGCCCGGUCCCUGGCGAUGCUGCUCACGGAGCCGCAGGCAGGGGACCCCCAUCCCCUUGGGUUCAUGUUUUAACUUGGACCAGCGCGAUGGGGAGGUGCUUUCCCCCGGGGCGAGCUCAGCCCCCCCAGGCUGACCCCAUUAAAGCGUUACCAGGAUGUGGGAGUCUCUUCCUGGUGGCGAUGGCACCCACCAGCCCCCGGCCCCCUCCCCGCUCCACCACCUGCCCACAUCCCCUGCCGAAAUUUCGCUUCUCCAUCCUCCUCCCGCAGCAGUAGCCCCAGCAUCCCCGGGGGGAGCAGAAAUGAAACCCACGGCCACCCCUCACCAGGCAGGGAGCCAGACCCCAGGGGGGUUGGGGACCGCAGCCCCCGGGACCCCCUCCCCAUGUGGGGCUCGGCCUCGUGCCGCGGCAUGGGAGCGGAAAGGGUGGCGGUGCUGGGGCGGAAACGCCGGGGAGGGGGGACGGGGAUGGGCAUGUUCGUGGUGUAACGUGUUCCUGCCUUGCGGUCGCCCACAGCGAGGCGAGGGGACACGUCCGGGACCGUCACCGCCUCUCGAGGUGGUCCCGUGCGCUGCCGGUGCGCCUACAGCUAGUCCCCAGUGAGCAAAUGGUGGUCGCAGGCUCCCAGCCGCGUAGGGCGGCGUUGGCCCCGGGCUGUCCCUGCCUGGUUGUGGCUGGGACCGGGAAGGAUGGGGAAGAGCAGGGCCAUGAGCAGCCACCAAGGGUCCCACCAUCUCUCCUGUACCUGGGGACUGAAGUGGGCUCAGAUUUGCCCCCAGGUCCCACCUCCCUUGAGCCACCAGCCUGACCCCUUCCCUGUGCCCGGCCCCUGGGAGAGACACCCAAGGGAGCAGAAAUAGCCCAGGAGUGUCCCUGCCCUGCCAAGGCUGUGUCCCCACGUUCCUAUCCCUGCCCCACCAGGCUCAGCAUCCCCAUCCCACAUCCCCACCCCUGCCCCACCAGGCUCAGUGUCCCUGUCCCCACAUCCCCACCCCUGCCCCACCAGGCUCAGCAUCCC